Molecule: messenger RNA, 3978 nt
Organism: Durusdinium trenchii
Lineage: Eukaryota; Dinophyceae; Suessiales; Symbiodiniaceae
Source: the annotation of a GenBank genome assembly
GUGUGUUCACGGCUCAAAUCAUGUUCUGCCUCACAUUCCUCAUUGUCUCCUUGUUCCAUGCGCGACAAGUCAUAGCACUUUGUUUGGCCAAUGGAACUCCCGAGCACGCACGACAAUAUCUUCAAACCGAUGCUUUGGAGAAUAUGUCAGUUGGCCUACUCCUGGGCCCUUGGCAGAGUAACUUCGCCGUGACCAAGAUUGCUGAGAUUCUCGUGACUGAGGUCCUAGGUCUACAUGCCAAGUUGCACUCGGAGAUGAUGGCGAAUUCAGCAGGAGCGAUUUUUGCCGUUGGUGGAUGCGUGGACUUCAACCAUGCAGACUUGGGACAAAAGAAAUGUGGCCUGCAGGAGACGCAGAUACAUGUAGCUCUCGAUGCUUGGGUUGGAGUUGCUGUGUCAGAACAAACAGCUUUCCAAAAGAUGUACCCAUCUCUAGCUCCGGAAGAUAUGGGUGGAAUGGGCUAUCGUGGAUUCGAAACCAUGUAUGUGACCCAAUCUGCAUUUCAAGAGGCCUACGAUUCAGAGGGGUUGGCUUUGAACUUCUACCUCAGCUACAAUACCACUCAUCAUGACACAAAGAGAUACUUCACAUCCAUCUCCGAUCUCAAUGUCUCGGAUAUGAUCUCCUGCGCUGAUGGCACUUCAUUCAUGAACACAGAGCACAUGGGCAACUACUACCGUUGGACAGGUGAUAUUGAUGGAGUAACACUGCAGCUUGAUGGGACUUACAUUGGCAAAUGCUCCGGCCCGGGGGUUACUGGUGGCUGGCGCCUUCAUGUCGACAUGAUGUGAUGGCCUGCAUCCCUUUGGUCACAGCUUCCAAUGGAUGGUUUCUUCAACCGUUGCUGCAGUGGUCAACAGCCUAUGGAAUCCCUGCCGCGGUCGGGAUCAUUCCAAGCUUUGCUGAUUGGUCCAGAACUGUGAAAACGACUCGAUCCCUCUUCUAUUGGUGGGUUCCUGACACGACAUUUCUUGAACUCCAACCAGAAUCCAUUGUAUUCCCACCUUUCCGUGCCUCAGAGUGGGUUUUGGGAAACAAAAGGACCUCUGGAUCUGGAACCUACAUUGCAAAGCUGACCAGCCCAAAUUUGCGCCAGAAAUCUCCCCGCUUGCGAAGCUUCAUUUCCAAAUUGUCGAUGGACUUGAACACUGUGAUGGACAUUCUCCAGGACGUUCGCACUUUGCCACUUUCUUCUUUGGAUGCUUGGCAGGAUCCUGCAUGCAGCUGGAUCACAAGACACGAGCACAUUUGGUCCAAGUGGAUUCCUGUUGAUACCAACUGCUUCUUGGGCUUUGGAGUGGUCGAUGAGCACGGUACUUUCUUGCCAUCCAAGACAGGUGCCGUAAGCUGUGAUGUGUGCCCACCAGGUACCUUCUCAGAGGAGCUUUCUGACGGCCAAAGCCGUCGUUGUACUCCAUGUCCACCUGGCAGCAGCCAGAGUAAAGCAUCUGCUUCCCACUGUGAUGAAUGCAAGCCAGGUAGCGUGGCUGCCACGGAAGGCAGUGUUGCAUGCACGCCCUGUGGAGUGGGACUGUAUCAAGAUGCUUUUGGCAAAGCAGCUUGCGUGACAUGCGCGGACGACACCACCACAUUGCUCAAAGGAGCCAGCGACAAGGAAGAAUGUGUUUGCAAAAGCGGUUUCAUUGAAUCCAAUCGCCAAUGUGUACCCUGUGGAGAAGGAUUGACGUGCCCCAGUGGAAGCACCGUGAAGUUGCUUUUGGAUGGGGAGAGCAGUGGAGGCAGUGGAGAGGACAGGCCACAGAUUUCGCAAUCGUACUUCAGUUGGCCAGAGGAACCGCUAGAAAUAUACAAGUGCCCUGGACCCCAUUGCGCAGGCGGCACGCCAGGCACUUGCGUUGGAGGGCGGCUAGGCCCUACGUGUGACGAGUGUCCUUCCGGCAUGUACGGCACAAGCGAUGGUUGCCAAAGCUGUGGGAUCCCGAUGAUGGCGGUUUGGACUGGUGGGAUAUGUGGAGUUCUUGUUCUGGUCUUCGGAACAUACUAUUUCGCCAACCCUCGCUACAUGUUGAAGGUCUCUCUGGCAGAAUGCGCCAAGAUAGGAUUUGACAUGACCCUUGCUUUCAUGCAGAACUUGGGGGUGUUGAAUGCCGUGUCUGUCCCGUGGCCUGAAGGGCUUCGAAGCUUAUUCCAGUUCUCGGCGUUGUUCAUCCUGAACCUGCGCUCGUUGGGCUUCAACUGCGCAGCUGGUGGUGACGUGCAGCAGUACACCGCCACUGUUCUCUUGUUUUUGGGUAUUGCUUUGAGCUGGCCAUGCUUGGGAUCUCUAUCACAACUGCCCUGCAUCAAAAGGAGAGGUAUGGCAUGGGAUUUUCACAAAACUCUUGGUGUGACAGGGAGUUUUCUCCAGGUGGUGUUCACGACCUUGUGCAAUGUUGGACUAGUUCCAUUCAUGUGCUUUAGCCAUCCCAAUGGCCGCAGCAGCAUUGCAAAGUAUCCGAACAUAUUUUGUGGUGGUCCUGACCAUUUGACGAUGCAAAUACUGGCCGCACUCAUUCUCAGCAUGGGCCUCACACACUUUGCUGCUUGUUCCUGGGCCAUCAAGAAGGCACCUGCAUGGUCGACCACAUCGCGACAUCGCCUCACCAGUGUUCACUUCUUGAUUGCCAACUUCAAGCCAGGCGCAUGGUGGUUUGGCUUGAUUAUAUUGCUUCGUGGUCCCCUUAUCUCCCUACCCACAGUGGUGGCAACGGAUCUACCUGGCGUCAACCUCGCCUUAAUGAUUUGUGUGUGGCUGUCAUACUUGUCGAUCCAGCUCCUUUACCUGCCUUGGAAGGCCCCUCUCCUCAACUUGGUCGACGGUAUUUCAACAAUGCUAUUUCUGGUGCUGCUAGCAGUGUCCCUUCAUUUGGAGCCUGUGCUGCCGGAGUCGAUCUUGAUUUUGGAGAUCAUUGGCCUUGGUGUGUAUUAUUUGAGCAUUGGGGUGAUUCUGUGCGUUUGCGUCCUCUCCAUCUUCUUAAUGGUAUUAAAGCGAUGCUCGCGUUCGGGUGCUCGCACUGGACCUCGCAUCGUCAAUCUGGGUCAGUUGCCAGACCCAGAAGAAAUCCUUGAGACCAUUGAGCAGAUAUACUUCAAUUUGAAAGCAAAAAAAAACGUCACUGAACUUGUCAACAAAAUGUCAACUUCAUUGUCUGUGGAUGAUCUUCAUAUCGUACAAAAGGCAUUGAACAUCCUGCCUACUGAUUCUUGGUGUGCGAAGUAAAACCUUUUUGAUCCCUUUCGCAUUUUUGCGCCAGUGCACUUGGUCUUGACAAGUGGUUUGUACAUCCACAUCAUUGACUUGCAGUGUGAAGCUUCAAACAGAACAGGACUGCGAGUUGGGAGGUGGCGGGAGUUCUCGCGGCCGAAUUGCAGCCACUCGAAUUAGCCAGAUGUCGAGGAAGAGCUUUGCUUCUCUGCGUGAAGAGCAGCGCCAGAAGUCUUCAGAUGAGGCAUGCGAGAUCCAACAGGAAAGCAUCGCCAGUGGAAGCAGCGAUGAAGUCAAACAAGAGCGAGAUGAACUGAAAGAUCCACCAUCAGAUGAUAUUUCAAUUUAGGGCCACGGCUAAUUUCUUUGCCAGCAGGAAGAUUCUCUUGUUUCAUGGCAUCCCUCAUAGUGGACUAAUGACCAGUCGCACUCUGAGCAACUUCAAACACUUCACUCUAUUGUAUAACUGUAUGACAUGCCCAAAAGGUUAAGCCAACACAACGCUUGCGAACGACCGGGCGAUUUCACUGUAGGAGUUACAACAGGAAAGGCAGUGAUUUGAGCUGCUCAAGUUCGACAUUUUGUGUCCGCCAGUCUUCCAGCUUUGCAGCAGGAACAGUUGCUGCGUUACGGCCCGCUCAAGGUGGGCCACAAAAGCUCUUGUGUUUUGUGGUCUCGCUCAAAGUGAAACCAUUUAUGUAAAUGAAUGCGCUGGACACCUCAAAGGACGGUCUGAGGGCUUGGCAACACAUGUGGCUCAAAAUGAGUAGGUU